Messenger RNA from Perca flavescens (yellow perch), 2411 nucleotides. It is a transcript of the gene hif1al, whose product is annotated as hypoxia inducible factor 1 subunit alpha, like. Gene Ontology annotation, molecular function: RNA polymerase II transcription regulatory region sequence-specific DNA binding; DNA-binding transcription factor activity, RNA polymerase II-specific; protein dimerization activity. Lineage: Eukaryota; Metazoa; Chordata; Actinopteri; Perciformes; Percidae. The coding region runs from base 224 to 2287 and encodes 687 amino acids. Gene Ontology annotation, biological process: cellular response to hypoxia; regulation of transcription by RNA polymerase II. The transcript is spliced from 16 exons. The record is from RefSeq and is a predicted model, not a curated record.
CGUCAAGCCACAGACGCUCAUCAACGCCGGAAACUUAAAUAUAUAACAAAAUAAAUGUUCUGCUACAGAAAUAGAGGCAGCGAAGGAGGAAAGAAGAGACUGGCGGAAGCUCGAGUCGACACGGUUGAGGGAUUGAUAUCAACAGCGUCGUCCUGCCAGGCUGUAUCAACCAUAAACAGAAACAAUAGUGAAGAGCCGAGUCGCAGCUCAGCGUGGUUUCAACAUGAACGAGAAAGAGGAGACCGUCGCAGUUAAGCGGACCGGUUCGGAGCAGAGGAAGCUGCGGUCUCGUGAUGCGGCCAGAAGUAGGCGGAGUCAGGAGACGGAGGUGUUUUAUGAGCUCGCCAGCACUCUGCCGCUCCCCCGUCGAGUCUGCACCCACCUGGACAAAUCCGCCAUCAUGAGAGUCGCCCUCAGCUUCCUGAGGCUGCACCACCUCCUCAGACCCGGUAAGAAUCAGAAAGAGGAGUCUGAAGAGCAGGAUGGAGAGGAGGAGGAGGAGGAGGAGGAGGAAGAUCCAAUGGAUGCUUUCUAUCCUCAGGCGCUGGCGGGCUUCGUCAUGGUGAUGACCGAGGAGGGAGACAUGAUCUACCUGACGGACAACGUCAGCAAAUAUCUCGGAAUCACGCAGCUGGAGCUGCUGGGUCAGAAUAUUUAUGACUUUGUUCACCCCUGUGAUGAGGAGGAGCUCCGAGACCUGCUGACUCCACGUCCAGGUUCGAGUAAGAAACUGUUGGCAGAACAGCCGAGUGAGAGGAACUUCUUCCUGCGAAUGAAGAGCACUCUGACCAGCAGGGGGCGCACCGUCAACAUCAAGUCUGCUACCUGGAAGGUUUUCCACUGCAGCGGUCACAUGCGUCAGUUGUCUGGCGGCUCCACGUCGCCCUCUGUAGGCGGAGUGAUGACCCUGCUGUGUGAACCCAUCCCUCACCCGUCCAGCGUGGAGUUCCCCCUGGACACGUGCACCUUCCUCACCCGCCACAGCAUGGACCUGCGCUUCACACACUGCGAGGGCAGGGUGACAGAGUUGGUGGGAUACAAACCUGACGAUUUGAUUGGCCGCUCAGCCUACGAGUUUUAUCACGCACUCGACUCCAGUCACAUCAACAAGAGCCUGCACACAUUGCUGUCCAAAGGUCAGGUGAGCACCAGACACUACCGUUUCUUGGCAAACAGCGGUGGGUUCGUCUGGGCCGAGACUCAGGCGACCGUCCUCUACAACAGCAAGAUGUCACAGCCCGAGGCGAUCGUCUGCCUCAACUUCAUACUCAGUGCCGUGGAGCAGCCAGACGUUGUGUUCUCUGUAGAGCAGAUCCGUUGUGGCCGGCUGCCUGAAGCCAAACCCAACUCGCCAGCGCUUGCAACAGAGAAUUGUGGGACCUCUGACUUCAGUGACUCUGACCCUGACAGUGAGCAUCUCAGCAGCUCCAGUCAGACUGAGGACGUGGAUUUGAAUCCCAGCAGCACUGCAGAGCUCUUCAACAAACUGAAGGAGAACCCGGAGGAGCUUCUCCUGUUGGCUCCUGCCAGUGGAGACAGCGUUGUCCCGCUGAUAGGAGAUUUAGUUGAGCUGUCGUUCGCCAGUCCUCCCAGUCCACAGUCAGUGCCGGACCACCCUCAGUACCUGUGCACUCCACAGCUGCGAAAGCUCCUCUCCCCCAUCUUCAGCCCCAUCACUCCACCUUUAUCAUCAUCAUCAUCAGCAGCCUCCUCACCUGAUCCUGAGCCAGUGCAGAGCCCCUGUGAGGAGGAGAAAGAGGGGAUUGACACCAGCAUGGUGGAGCAGUUCUUUGCCGUUUGGCCAAAAGAUAAUCAGCAGAAAGGAGAAACACAGGAGCACUUGGAGAUGAUGGAUCUGGACAUGUUGGCUCCUUAUAUCUCUAUGGAUGAUGACUUCCAGCUGACCGUCACCAGCAGUUUGCAGGAAGCCGACAGACCAUCCUCUUUGUCUGAACCCUCGACUGUCACAGUGAGCAGGAAACGGACUCGUAACCCAGAUGAGGCGGUGCUGUCCCAGCUAAUGAUUCAGGACAAGAGACCGAAACAAGAUCCUUGCUCAAUCGAAGAGGAACUGCUCCUCAGCCACAGAUUUCUGGGCUGUCUGGAGGAAACCUACCAAUCAGAUUUGUUCCUUGAGUCGGGUCCUGGCAGAAAAAAUCCUCUUCUCACAGACAGAGACCCUAUUUUGGGAGGCAUGCAGGGACUCUGUGAUACUGCAUCUCUGAUGAGGGACUUAUUUACACCUCGUCCACCGGACCUGUCGCCGCCUCUCUCCCCUAUGACUUGACGGAGCUCCUUUCCAAUCAAAGAGUCGACUCAACGCCGGACAUGAUUAUAGACUCACGCUGCGAACCGUCUCCUUGUUGCUUGUAGCUGAAACAAGAAGGGAUGACAUGUUAUAAAGCAGGUGG